AUGGCGCUUUUAUUUAAGCUGUUGUCAAAAGCUCUAGCAUCAGUACAAAUGUUAUCAAUAGUGAUGUAGUUUCACAGAGGAGUGUCUUAUGUAAAGUUUUGUUUAAAAAUGUAUAUAGAUAGAUAGCAUAAAUUAAAGCAAAAGGAAAAAGAAAAUGAAUAAGAAUAUGAACUCACCGUCAAAGUUGACGGAAUUUGCUCCGUUAAGUCCGGAGGAAAGUCAACCUGUUGUUGCUUCACUUUUUUCCAAAUUCUUCAGCUUCGCCAGGAGUCCACAAAAUGCUGAUGAUUCCAUUACCUCUCCUAAUAAUGACGAACAAAGUUCAUCUGAUUCUGAUUCUUGGAAGCAAUUGCAAAGUACAGAAAAGACACCAGAAGAAGAUAGUUCUAGUAUAAUUAAUUUUCCAUUAGAUACGCACGAGGGUCGUAGUUUACCAAGUGUUUUGAAACGUAUAAGAAAUAUUGUAGCUUCCAAGAGCAGUAAUCUGAGGUCAUAUAAAGAUUCUCAACUUAGGAGUUACUGGAUGCCAGAUAGUGUAAGCAAACAAUGUUACGAAUGCGGUGAAAGAUUUACAACUUUUCGUAGAAGACAUCACUGUCGUGUUUGUGGACAAAUAUUUUGUUCAAAAUGUUGUUCUGAUCAAAUUCCAGGAAAAAUUAUGGGAUGUACCGGUGAUCUCAGAGUAUGUACAUACUGUUGCAAAGUGGUUUUGUCAUAUUUGCAGUCAUCAGAUAUGAGAAGCGAUUUAUCGGCAGAUCUUAAAGCAUUGCAGGAAGAUCUCCAAGUCAAAUAUGGUAACGAUUCACCGCCUUUAACUCAAAAAAACUCAUCUGAAUGUACGGAAGGUGAAACUUCUAUUUGUAGAAAACCAAGUGUUGGUUACAUGGAAGAAAAAUACGCUGUUGGACGAUCAACGAAUAGUUAUUUAACAUCGCAAGAAUGUUCACUUGCCCUUCAAAAUUCAACAUCGCUAAGAAUGGUUUAUGAAGAGUUAUUCAGAUCAAGCCAGGCAAUUUUAUUACAAACACACAGAAUUCGUUUGAAAAGUUACCAUAAUUGUUUCAUAGCAAGUGAAUUAGUAAACUGGAUGAUAGCACAGAAUAAAGCAGCAACCAGGGUACAAGCUACUGCUAUAGGUCAAGCAUUACUCGAAGCAGGCUUUAUAGAACCUAUUACUUCUGAGAACGUUUUUAGCGAUACCGCAGCAAUAUUUAAACCAGUCCAAUUAUCUCAAAUGCAAAGUACAGAUUUAUUAACGGAAAAUCAGUCUACUUGCGAUGCGCAAGAACCUGCUUGGGUAAAUACUAUACCUCAACACGAUUCAACCACAGAUUCUGAAAGCGAGUCAAAACCAUCUAAUUCGGUUCAACAAACUAGUGGUCGUUUGCCAUCCUCAAGUUCAAGUUUUUAUUUAGAUUUAAAUCUAGAAGCAUCGACUGUUACAUUGAAAAGGCCAACGUCUGAAGAUUUAACAACAAUCUCGAUAGACAGUAACGAUGGAGUUAUCGAACAGAAAGAGGUAAACCUAAAAUCUCAUGAAUGUAACUUUAAAGUAUCUGAUGAUCUUUUAAGUGAUACGUUUCAAGUACAAGAAAUCAAAGAAAAGAGUGGUUGGCAUAAAAUGACUAAUCUUAGAACUGCGUUUGGAGAAAUGAGUGCCUAUAACUGUUUAACGUCUGUAUACAAGCAGCACGAAGACUCAUUGAUCAAACAACUUCUUAACAAAGAAGGUCUAUCUCAAAUUUGGUCUGAAGUUAUACUAAACAUUGCACAUCAAAUAGUAGAUCAUGUCAAGCCUGAUCUAAAUCACAAUGCCGAUGAUUUAGACAUUCGACAUUAUGUACAGAUAAAAAAAUGUACUGGAGGCAGCAGAGAUGAUUGUGAAAUAGUAUCAGGAGUAGUUUGUACCAAAAAUGUAGCUCACCGUGGAAUGAAUGCAAUGAUUGCUCAUCCAAAAAUUUUGUUACUACAAUGUGGAUUAAUGUAUCAACGUGUAGAAGGCAAAUUAUUAAGUUUGGAACCUGUGAUGAUGCAGGAGAAUGAAUACUUGGGUCAUACGGUAGCUAGAAUUACUGCUCUUGGACCUGACAUAGUUCUCGUUCAUCGAUCUGUUUCUAGAUUAGCACAAGAUAGACUCAGGGAAUGUGGCGUUACUCUUAUUUUAAAUGUUAAGUUGAGUGUACUAGAACGAAUAGCCAGAUGUACCGGUGCAAAUAUUGUAAAAACUGUUGAUGCUCAUAUUAGUGCUCGUUACAUGCUUGGUACAUGUAAAAAAUUUUAUCUACGUAAUUUUCCUAACGAUCGAAAAGGGAUAAAAACGUUAAUGUAUUUUGAGGGUUGCGCAAACGCACAUUUGGGAUCUACCAUCCUACUACGAGGUGGAUCUUUACCAGAGUUGAAGAAGGUUAAAAAUGUUACAUCUAUGAUGAUAUUCGCUGCAUAUUCUUGGCGUCUGGAAAAAUCUUUUCUCAUGGAUGAAUUCGCCAGACCACCUUCUCCGAAAGACAAUUCUUUUUUGGAUGAAACAUUUAAGAAGAAUACUUCAGAUAGUGAUAAUAGCGAACAAUUAUUGGGUACCAAAAGAAAAGAUGACGUUGAGACUUCGCCGAAUGUCGAAAAUAACGAAAGCAUAGAUACCAAAGAGAAUACAAAAUUAUCACAAAUUUAUGAUAAUAGGAAUAUUUCUAGCAAUGGGCAGAGCAUAGAUAAUACAUAUCCAAAUAAUCGCAACACGUCUGUGAAAGAUGAAGAUAUGGAAAAUCCUAGUGGAAAUGAUAAUUUAUUGAACUCGGUUGCGCUUAAGCAGAUAUCUUCUAUAUUGAACGAAGACUGUGAUCCUUACGAUACUUUGAAAUUAUUUAAAACAAAGAUCCGAUCAAAUAGGAAUGAUUCAAAAAUUUUAGAUCAAUCUUCCAGAAACACUAUUCGAGAUGAUAGCAAUUUGAAUGUUACUUUGAGCACCGUCAGGGAUAACACAGAUAUACAAAAUGAUUUAUCUAAUUCUGGAAACAAUCCGGACUUAAAAUUAGAAGAACAAAGUAACGUACCAAGAUGCGUAGAAGAGAAACGCAUUUAUGGUGAAUCUAUCAGUGAUCAUAGUGAUCCACUGCAUCAAUAUUUAAACGAAGAUGAAGAAGAUGUCUUUGAUCAGACUAGUCCAAACGGGCAGUGCCUGAGUGUCGCUGACUUACCAUUGUUAAAUAAGUUUAAGAAAGCUUUAGAGGGUACAAUUCUAAGCAUGUCACCUUAUUUAAAAUUUUCGGUACCUUAUUUAGAGACCGAACCUGGAAGAAACUGUGUUUUAAGAACCUUCUUUCCAAGAGAAAUCUUUUAUUCCGAACAGUUUUUAGAUAAAACGAAGGAAACGAGAACCAGUAGCGUUUCUGUGGAACAAAAUGUACCUGAUAAACCUCUGUUAAAUUUAAAACUUAAACCUAGGCAUCCAUUUACAGAAGCAAAAUUAACAACCGAUGUUGAAAGUAAAGAAGUUCAGGCACUUCUAGCACAUUUCAGAGCUUGUGGAAGUCGACUGUAUCCAACGAACAAUGUUGUAAUAGAAAAGCAACAGCAAAGCGUACAAGUAGAGACUACCGAGCCAAAAUCUACCUGGCCAGACUGUUUGGAUCCUGUUAACCAUCAACGUUUGUCCGUACUGUUCUGUAGCUUGUCGCAUACUAGCAAUAAUACUCCAUCUUUUUGUGUAUAUCCCUGGACUGUUAACAUGGAUCUAUAUGGGCGGAACGAUAUAGCAUUGGGAUGUUUUCUAGAACGUUAUUGCCUAACUUCAGAAUACAAAUGUCGUGCUAAAACUUGUCGAGCGCAAAUUGCUCAACACGUAAGACGAUUUGCUCACGAUGGUGGCUGUGUACGGAUUGGUUUAAGAGAAAUGAAUUCUGAACCUUUCGGUCAGGAAAAUACUAAUCAAAUUCUUAUGUGGAGCAAGUGUAUAAAAUGUAAAAGUGUUUCACCAGUCGUACCAAUGUCAGAUGAUACUUGGUCUCUAUCUUUUGCUAAAUAUCUUGAAUUAAGAUUUCAUGGUAGUGCGUAUACAAGAAGAGGUGCUGACAAUUGUCAACAUUCUCUUCAUCAUGAUCAUUAUCAGUAUUUCACGAGGAAAAACAUGUUAGCCGUAUUCAAGUACACAAAGAUCUCUCAAUGGGAGAUUUCUUUACCACCACCCGUUAUAAAUAUUAUUUAUGAUCCAAAACAACAUGCUAAUGUUAUCGAAGAGAUGAAAAGUUUGGCUUUAAAGGGGGACGAUGUUUUUACAUGUAUAAGAGAAAAGUUAAGUUCCUUACAAACAGACAUUGAGAGUAUAAAUGCUGCUAAGCAACAAAUGAUGAAAGAUCAACAGUAUUUCAAGAAUAAGAUAGAGGAGAUACAAUUGAAAUUAACCUCUCCGACUUUAGAAAAUAAAAAACUCGAAGGGAAGAUUUCAGAAAAGCAGGUACAAGCUCUUAUGUAUAGAAUCGAAGAUGGUAUCGUCAUAUUAAAAAGGUUGAUUUCUGAAGCUGUGUCUACCUGGAACACAAGGAUUUUAGAAAUCUCAACUAAAAAGAAAGAUGAACGAACGAGAAAGUUCACUGAACGAUCUAUGACAACUGGUAGCAGUGGUAUGAUAGAUACUGAUGGAUAUAUAACAGAGGACACUGCAUCGGAAUCACAAUUGGAGGAUCUAAGUCCAAUGUCGGCUGAUUAUAAUGCAGUGGAUGCAAUCGCAGUGAUACAGAACGAUUUGCAGAGUAUAGAUAUAAUGGAAAAUUCUGAUAAUGAAAUUCCAGAGAUCAGUAAUCCUGAAGAUAUCAUCAUCGUGCAGGGAUCACCUAAAAUGCAUCAGAGAUCUUAUUCGGAUGUUUUACCUUUGACAUCGGAAGACAUGCCUGAUAAAAAGAAAAAGAAAAAGACGAUCUUGUCUCAAUUAUUACCCUCUAUUCCAGUAACUCAACCGAUAGCUAAUCCAUUAGGCCCAUUGGAACAUACUUUACUUCCACUUGGAUCUCUUGUACCAGUGGUGGUCUAUGAAUCAGAGUUAUCUUCUAUAAUAGCCUAUGCAUUAGAUUCUCAUGAUUACAAACAUAGUCUGCAAGAAUUACUUCGUGUGACGAAAGGUCCAGAAUUGAAUUCCAGUCCAUUGUACAAACGUAAAUUUUCUGAGAACAAGGAAAAUUCUUCAGAAUUAACACAAUCAGGAGAUUUCAAGAGACCAUCAGUAUUAUCAUUCUUAAGAGGCAACAGUCCGAAUCCUGCCAGUCCGAUAGAAUCUGAUAAGAAUGUUUCAAGCGUGGAUUCAACGGUACAAAACGUUAACGUUUCAACAGAAACUGACGAAGACAAGAAACAAAUAAAACAGCAGAAUUACAUUGAAGUUCAGUUCAACGAUACAACGACAAACUUUUAUUGUAGGAUAUAUUUUGCAGCUCAAUUUGCUGCUUUAAGAGAGAACGUCUUACCUUGCGGUGAAGAUGGAUAUAUUAGAAGUUUGAGCAGAACUGUCCAAUGGGUAGCUAGGGGUGGAAAAAGUGGAAGUGCUUUUUGUAAAAGUAGAGACGACCGAUUCAUUAUAAAGGAAAUGUCCAAACUAGAAAUGCAAAUAUUUUUAAGGUUCGCACCAAAUUACUUUGCUUAUAUGGAGAAGUGUCAACAAAUGAAACAACCGACAUUACUAGGAAAGAUAGUUGGAGUUUAUAGAGUAUCUUUCAAAAAUGAUACGACUAACAAUGGCAUAAGAACGAGUGUUUUGGUAAUGGAGAAUUUAUUUUAUAAUCGAGAGAUCACUGACAAGUUCGAUUUGAAAGGAUCCAUAAGGAAUCGACUGGUAAAUCCAGAUGAUAUCGACCAUGAAGGGGAAUUAGUUUUGUUGGAUGAAAAUUUAUUAAACAUGAGCUGCGACUCACCUUUAUACAUCAGAUCUCAUUCCAAGGUUGUAUUAAACAAAGCGAUUAAAAGCGACACCAAAUUUUUAGCAGACAAUUCUGUUAUGGACUAUUCGCUAUUGGUAGGAUUGGAACCGAGUUCAGGUGAACUUGUUUUGGGUAUAAUAGGUAUGUUUCUUUUUUUUUUUAUUGCGCACAAACAUAUAUACAUACAUACAUACAUACAUACACACACGCGCGCGCGUUUCACAUUUCUUAUUAAAAAUUUACUAAUUAUUGCUAUUGUAUCAGAUUAUAUAAGGACGUUCACGUGGGAUAAAAAAUUGGAAACAAUGGUGAAGAAAUCCGGCAUAUUGGGUGGCCAAGGAAAAUUACCAACCAUAAUCUCACCAGAGGAAUAUAGAGCUAGAUUUAUAGCAGCGAUGCAUCGUUAUUUUCUACCAGUGCCAGAUAGAUGGUCUGAUCUAGGCAAAGGUGUUGAAACUAUCUGAUGAAAGAUAUAGAGCAAGAAUGAGAUUGAAAAUUAUACAUUUUCGAUAUUGUCAUUGGUAUAUAUCAAUUGUAUAUACAUUUUCUACAUGAAACGGACACAUAUACAUACACUAUUUUAUAUGUGUGUAUGUAUAUAUCUACAUACAUACAUACAUAUAUAUAUAUAUAUAUAUAUAUAUAUAUAUAUAUAUAUAUAGUGUACAGGAAAGUAGUAUUGCCACAAAUCAUACGUGAUUUUUAAUAUAUAUAAUUUUAUAUAUAUGUAUGUAUAUAUGUAUUAUAUAUAUAUAUAUAUAUAUAUAUAUAUAUAUAUAUGUAGUAUGAAAUGGAAGAAUGAUUCAUCGUGAUAAUGACUAAUAACUUCUGAAUCGAAAACGUAUUAUAAUCUCUAAUUAAUAAUAAGCAUCAAAUUAUUAUCUAUUUCUCACGCAUCUGUGAUCUUCUUUUAAUUUAUUAAUUUAUUAAUAUGUGUGUAUGUAUAUAUAUACACACGCACACACAUAACGUCUUUUUGUUGUUGCCGAUAGUCGAUUUAUAAAAAUAUUUCAUUAAUUCUCAAAACGGAACGAAAACAACGACGGUGUCGUCAUUCGAUAUAAAGGUCUAACGAAAGAGACGCAUAAAAUUUUAAUAGUACAUAUAUGAAAGCACCAUUAUUAAUGUUUUAUUUAGAUAAUUUUUUUUUUCUUUUUUCUUUCUCCUUCUAAAUUAUUUACAUAAAUCGUUAUUUAUAUAUUUAAUAAUGAAAUAAACAAUAAUAGUAAUUAAUAAUAAUAAAAUUAAUAAUUAAUAAUAAUAUUAUUUAAUUAACAUAAUAGCAUUUUUGUCUUAAUAGCCUACAAGUUACAAACACAAGGAAGAUAUUAAAGCGUGUACCUUAUGGAAAAGAAAAACCAUUUCUUAUCGUAUUUCCUUCUCGUUUUAUCACUGAUAUCUACUAAUAAUAAUUAAUAAUAAUAAUAAUAUAAUAAUAGUAAUAAAAUAAUAAUAAGUAUUUACAUAAACGAAUGCAAGGCGAAAAAAGCUACAGCGAAAGUCCAACAAGACCAACUAAUAAUAUCUCUCAACAUAUUUGAAAAUUCUAUUACAACACGCUUUUUUUUUCAAGUUACAAGUUACAUAUUUCUUGCGGCUUUUCUUUUUUUUCUGUUUUGCAAGAUCGUAAUAUGGGCUAUUCGAUGAUACAUUUAUUUAUAUAUAUAAAAAAAGAGAGAAAAAGAGAGAGAUCCUCACGUUAUUCAAUCUUAGUUUUUUCAUUAUCUGUCGAUGAAAACACAUUUAUUCAUUCGUUCAUUCAUUCAUCAGCACAUACAUACAUACAUAUAUACGUACAUACAUUCAAUUUGUUUAGUUUUUUGCCUACGGCGAUUGUUAUUAACAACAACAAGGGUUUUUUAUUUUUGUCAUUAAUAUUCGACGGAAUUUAAUAAAACUAAACUCAUGUCGCUAUAACUAAUGAUAAUAAUAAUAAUAUUUAUUUAUUUAUUUAUUUGCCGUAGAAGUAGAAGCUGGGAUUUCAAUGCUGAACGAAUUCGAACGUACAAUUGACUGAUUGAUUGAUCGAUCGAUUGAUAUCUCUCAUUGAGAUGUUUUAUGUCGAAAAAAUAGAAAAAAAUAAAUAAUUUUUGUAUAUCUGCUAAAUUCUGAUUAGGUAAGGAUCGUUAUCAGUUGUUCGUGAGAAUAGAAGAGAAAAAGAAAGAGAUAGAGAGAGACUGGAAUUAUUCCAUGCAUAUAAUAGGCAGUAACAUAAUCUCUGUAACAUUUAUAUUUGAUUUUUUUUUUGUAAUUUUUUUCUGGUUAUUUUAUAUUUUUUUUUUUUUUGUAUUUUACUCAUAGUAAACUGAAAAAGGACUGUACUUAUGCACUUUCAUUUUGUGGACUCAAAAUAAGUGAUUUUACUCAAUCGGUACAUUUUCAAUAGUACUGGACGAUUUUGUCCAAAAAAAGAAAUAAAUAAAUAAAUAAAUAGAGCAUUGGUUUUCUUAAAAAAAAGGCGAUCUUUACAAUUUUACGAUCGUGUGAAGUUAAGUUUUUUAAAUGAAGUUCAUAUUGAAAUAAAAAUUGAUGGAUUUUGCUACGAUGGCGCCACUCUUUGCCAGGCGUAUUAGACGGCGGGUAAUUCGAAUUUAACGAACAGCCCUAUUUUAAAUUCCAGUUGGUUUAUAAUGAAAGAAAGUCGAGAAUUCUUAUCGCUUUUUCGAAUUCAUUUUUUUCGUAUUCACGUCACGUGGAGACGAGGAACCUCCAUCUUUCGUACUUUUUAUUUUGUUUUCACAGCCUUCCAUAAUUGUUGGAAAGCUCCCCAGUGACAAACGCGUACAUAUUUAUAUAAGCCUAUCGUUUGAUAUAUUCUCAAUCAAACAUAAAAUAAACGAAGUGAAACAGAACAGCGGAUACUUUACGGAGCCAUUUUAUGAAUUCUUUUACACUUUCUUUUUUAAAUCAUGGCUUCGACAAGUUACUCUCACCGCUUUUACAUCAAAUCACACACUACACAAACUCCCUGUGGAUUAUGUACUAUUAUUUUCGAUAAACGCUAAAGGGUAUUUCUGUCUUUCGUAGUCGUAGGAACACUACUGUUCCUUUUAAAAAGAAGAAAGAGAAAGAAAAAAAAUCAAUGAAAAGAAGAGUAAGAGGAGUAAAAACGAAUAGGAAACAAUUGCAGCUUUUUUGUGAGACACGACACGACGUUUGACAAAAGAGAGUAAGAUAGUAAAGGAGAGUAUAAUAAAGAGAAAGAGAGAGAGAGAGAGAGAGAGAGAACAAAUACAAAGAAAGGAAAUUCGAACGAGUCCGAGCAAUAGAGACACUAACGUGACUCUCGUUCGAUCGCGCUUUCGUUCGGUUUUGCUCGGCUUCGUUCGAAUUUGCUCGUAUAUCGUCGUCGUGAGUCGUAAGUUCUCCGCUAGAGGGAAAGUCACGUGGGUGCUACUCGCUAUGUCGUAGCUGUCAGUGUAUGUUAUUAGCCGUAGGAGAACCAAGCAAUACUUUUUUUCGUUUUGUUUGUUUUUUGCCUCGAUUUGUGAAACACCAUAUCGAGGAUCAAGCUUUUUCUAUCAUCUCGUAUGAUCACUAUCAUCGUCAUCGUCGUCUUUUUUUCUUUUUCAUCAUCAUCAUCAUCAUCAUCAUCA
Vespula vulgaris is the source of this 9496-nucleotide messenger RNA. It is a transcript of the gene fab1, whose product is annotated as 1-phosphatidylinositol 3-phosphate 5-kinase. Gene Ontology annotation, biological process: phosphatidylinositol metabolic process; intracellular signal transduction. The coding region runs from base 155 to 6364 and encodes 2069 amino acids. The record is from RefSeq and is a predicted model, not a curated record. Gene Ontology annotation, molecular function: ATP binding; metal ion binding; 1-phosphatidylinositol-3-phosphate 5-kinase activity. Lineage: Eukaryota; Metazoa; Arthropoda; Insecta; Hymenoptera; Vespidae. The transcript is spliced from 13 exons.